Messenger RNA from Tripterygium wilfordii, 1806 nucleotides. RefSeq names its product transcription factor TGAL1-like. Gene Ontology annotation, molecular function: DNA-binding transcription factor activity; sequence-specific DNA binding. The transcript is spliced from 11 exons. Gene Ontology annotation, biological process: DNA-templated transcription; regulation of DNA-templated transcription. The record is from RefSeq and is a predicted model, not a curated record. Lineage: Eukaryota; Viridiplantae; Streptophyta; Magnoliopsida; Celastrales; Celastraceae. Bases 448 to 1446 code for a protein of 332 amino acids.
CUGCUACGAGAAAAAACAGAGAAAAAAGGGGGACGAAGACACGAGCAGUAUCGACAUCUCGAAAUUAGUCUAAGGCUUAAGACAAAACCCGAUCAAUUUCGGAAAAAAGAUCUAUACUUGCUUCCUCACUUCCUCUUCCUGUUGCAGUGAGAGUGAGGGGAACGCUGUUCAUGCUUAUGGUGUUUCUGCUUUCUGGGCAUUGGAGCAAUAUGUUGGAAUUCAUGUGCAGAAUGUUGUGGAGCUGGCUGCUAACACCAAAUUUGGUUCAGCUCAAGCAAUUUUAGCUUCCGAUACCCUCCAUACCAGCAAUAUCAUCCAGCCUUCACUAUUAAAUAUUUACUUGUCUGUUGCUCAGUUGGAGACUCGGGGAGUGCCUUCGGAAAAGGUUAAAAGUUGACGUCUGGUUUUCAUAUCCUAUUGUAAUUCAGAAAAUUGGGGCGAGUCAGCAUGGCUGAUGCUAGUCCAAUAACUGACAUCUCUACCGAUGGAGACACGGAUGAGAAAAAUCAAAGGUUUGAUAGAAAUCAAUCUAGUGCUCUUGUGGCUUCUGAUUCUAGUGACCGAUCAAAGGAUAAAUUGGAUCAGAAGUCUCUUCGUAGGCUUGCUCAGAAUCGGGAGGCUGCUCGGAAAAGUCGAUUGCGGAAGAAGGCAUAUGUGCAACAGCUUGAGAGCAGCCGUUUGAAGCUGACUCAACUGGAGCAGGAACUCCAGCGUGCUCGGCAGCAGGGAAUCUUCAUUUCAAGCUCAGGAGACCAAGCACAUUCAAUGAGUGGAAAUGGGGCCAUGGCAUUCGAUGUAGAAUAUGCACGUUGGCUGGACGAUCAUAAUCGACAAAUUAGUGAAUUGAGAGCUGCGGUGAAUUCUCAUGCGGGUGAUGCAGAACUUCGUAUUAUUGUCGAUAACGUGCUGGCGCACUAUGAUGAAAUUUUUAAGCUGAAGAGCAAUGCUGCCAAAGCUGAUGUUUUCCAUCUGUUGUCGGGCAUGUGGAAAACUCCUGCUGAGAGAUGUUUCUUAUGGCUUGGUGGCUUUCGUUCAUCUGAGGUUCUCAAGCUUCUUAUGAAUCAACUGGAGCCUUUGACGGAACAGCAGUUGUUGAGUGUUACCAACUUGCAGCAAUCCUCCCAACAGGCAGAAGAUGCAUUGUCUCAAGGGAUGGAGGCAUUGCAGCAGUCUCUGGCAGAGACGUUGUCCAGUGGAUCUCCUGGCUCAUCUGGUUCAUCUGGAAAUGUGGCAAACUACAUGGGUCAAAUGGCCAUGGCCAUGGGAAAGCUAGGGACUCUUGAGGGCUUCAUUCGCCAGGCUGACAAUCUGCGGCAGCAAACUCUACAGCAACUGCAUCGAAUAUUGACAACUCAUCAGUCUGCUCGUGCACUUCUUGCCAUACAUGACUAUUUUUCUCGUUUACGAGCUCUUAGUUCUCUGUGGCUUGCCCGACCAAGAGAGUGAAUGCGCUAUGCAGUGUGACGGGACUGAUUAACAACAUAGAUCAUGCAGGAAAUCUCAAAUGCCGAAUUUAACCUUUUAAUUCAGCAGUUGUGAUAUUUAGUGUGUAGUCAUUGGAAGUCUUGUUUAAAAUUUAUUUGCAAGUUAUCCGAGUGUUGUAACUAGUAACCCGAAAUUCUUGUACAUGGUUCUUGUAUUACCCAUCAACUAGUCAGCACAUGUCUCAUGUUUAUUAUUUUAUAUUUGAAUCAUACUCGGUCAUUUGAUUGCGAUGUAGUCGAGACUUGGAAAGUCCAUUUUCCUUGUAACCAACGUUCUCAAAUUCUAUUUAAGUUGGAAGUGAGAAUUGACAUCAGGGAUUCA